GAAAGGGCUAAGCUUGUCCCAAACCACUUCUCGUAGUACGUUAACAACAUGGCUGCUCCCUUGAUGUUGAUGCGGCGAAGCUGUAGGCAGGUGACCCUCUUGGUCGCCACGUCGCGUUACAGAAGCUCUAUCCCUGUGGCUCUGCCUUCACUACAAGCCAGGCUCCUCCUCUUCCUGAGCCAGCAUUUCCAUGACAUAGAGACUCUCCUCAACUGGAGCUCCUGGUUCAAAAACCGAGGUCUACGACAGAAGAAUUUUUUCUAUGGUUACACCCAGCAGAACUAUGGGGACAACGUUGCAGCUGCUUAUUACAUCCUCAGCCUGAAGGGAGGAUUCAGGUUUGCAGGGCAGUCAGAGUGGUUCCGAUCAGACAGAAGAGGGAAGUUCAACUGGGACUUCAUGAACCACCGGGACACCUCCAUAGAGGAAGUGGAUGUCAGCAACACACUCAUUAACUACACAGGCCUGGAAAACCUGGUGGAACAGCGUGGGCUGCGUACUCUCUCUGUGAGUGGCUGCGCUGAGGUGGAUGACUGGUUCCUGUCCCGCCUCCAUAUCUUCCAGGACACCCUGGAGGAGCUGGACAUUUCCAACUGUCCCCAAAUCUCUGUGGGGGGCCUGGCUGCACUGCAGAAGCUGAGGGGUCUGCGACGGCUGGACGUGUCCUCCCUCCCCAGGCUCCAGAACCCUGGGCUGGUCGCCAUCCUGCUGGAGGAGAUGCUUCCUCACUGCCGUGUUACCGCUGUCGGGUACGACCACAGCCUGACCUACAGCCCCACACAGACAGACGCCCAGACACGGAUAGACGCCCAGACACAGAUAAAGGCCCAGGCUGAGGCUGGACCUCAAAGACUGACUAGAGAAGUGGAGAGACACAAUCAAAGUCGGGCAUGGUGACAAACGCACAUACAAGCAGUCCACUCUUAUUCGCCCUCGUUCUGUCUCUUUAACCAACACUCACACAGAAAAACGGGCAGGGAGGGAUGCCCAUUUAGUUUGUGAUGUAGAGCCUCACUGAUGAUUUAUAACUUUUUAUCAGAGAAGUGUUUUACUUACUUGUAGAGCAUCAUUGUCCUCCUUAAGCUAUCAAAAUUAUCUGUCCAAAAAUAUUUGCUUCAGAAAAUGUAUAUCAGAUGAUGGUACGGAUUAUUAUUAUGCAUUGUAUUGGUGAUGCAAUAAAAUAUUUAUUUGUAAAGGA
This is a messenger RNA of Coregonus clupeaformis (lake whitefish), 1198 nucleotides long. It is a transcript of the gene dmac2, whose product is annotated as distal membrane arm assembly component 2. Bases 49 to 897 code for a protein of 282 amino acids. The transcript is spliced from 6 exons. The record is from RefSeq and is a predicted model, not a curated record. Lineage: Eukaryota; Metazoa; Chordata; Actinopteri; Salmoniformes; Salmonidae.